Molecule: messenger RNA, 702 nt
Organism: Colletotrichum acutatum
Lineage: Eukaryota; Fungi; Ascomycota; Sordariomycetes; Glomerellales; Glomerellaceae
Exons: 1
Coding region: 1-702 (233 amino acids)
Source: RefSeq, a predicted model, not a curated record
AUGCGUUUCUCCGUUCUUACCGCUGCCGGCCUCAUUGGCGCUGCUGUCGCCGCCCCGGCUCCUGGCCCCGCUCCUCUCAACUUCGACGAUGUCAUCGUUGUUGGCGAGGAUGGCUCCCACACUGUCAUGAAGGCUUCCGAGUACGACGCUCUUGAGCGCCGCGCCGCCCUUCCCGUCGCUCCCGCUCCCGCCCUCGGCGACGUUCUCUCCCGCCGCGGCUGCGACGAGUCCACCGAGGUCCAGGUCCUUACCGACGAGGAGUUCCUCAACUGGGACAUUGCUGUCUCCCCCGUCGUCACUGCUGCUGGCAACGACGUCGCCGUCUCUGUCGACAGCGGCUACUCCCUGGCUAACUCCGUCACCGUCACCGCCGGUCUGUCCACCACCAUUGCCAAGAUCGCCCUCGGUGUCUCUCUGUCCGUCAGCUACGCAAAGACCUGGACCACCACCCAGUCCCAGAACCUCCGUUUCACCGUCCCCGACGGCCAGUACGGCCUUGUCGUCUCCCAGCCCAAUGUCCGCCGCGUCACUGGCAACAUCUUCUCUGGAUGCACCGACAGCCCCUCCGUCGAUGCCUUCACCUCCGACACCUACUCUGACCAGUCCUACGGCAACCUUGCCUGGGUCAAGGGUGUCAUCCGUCUUUGCAACAGCACCAGCUACCCCGUCCCCUACUGCAUCGGCCAGGGUGAGCACAAAUAA